CGGGCCGGCAGCGCCAUGGCGGAGAGGCGGCGGCGGGCCCGCGUGCAGGGCGGCUGGGCCGGCGGGGCGGCGGGGCGGCUGGCAGCACCGAAGGCGCCCGAGGCCACCAGCGGUUCCCCCGCAGGCAGCGGGCAGGCGUGGGUGAGGAGAGAUCAGCUCCGCUCUCAGAAGCAGUUUGUUUUUGAAAAGCCAUCAGAGGUGGAACGCAGAGUUCCAGAGGCAGGCGUGAUAGACAAACCCGGUGUGUUUGAGCUCAGCACAGGACCAACCGGUGUUUCCAGGAUUCAUUUGGUUCCUGGCUUCAUUGACUCAGAGCAGGCAGACUGGAUGUUUGAACAGCUCCUGCAAGACAUACCGUGGGGUCAGAGAACUCACACCAGGCAGGAAGGAUCUUUUGAGGAGCCACGGCUUACCUCCUGGUAUGGGGAACUUCCUUACACUUACUCCAGGAUAACAAUGCAGCCAAACCCAAAUUGGCAUCCUGUGCUGACCAUGCUAAAGGAGCACAUUGAGGAGUUCACUGGCCAUACUUUCAACUCCCUUCUCUGCAACCUGUACCGAAAUGAGAAGGAUAGCGUGGACUGGCACAGUGAUGAUGAGCCAUCGCUGGGAAAAAAUCCUGUCAUUGCCUCGCUCAGCUUUGGUGCUACCCGGACCUUUGAGAUGAGGAAGAAACCUUCCCCUGAAGAGAAUGGAGACUAUACUUUUGUAGAGAGACUAAGAAUCCCGCUUGAUCAUGGAACUCUGCUGAUGAUGGACGGAGCUACCCAGGAGGACUGGCAGCAUCGAGUACCUAAGGAGUACCAUUCCAGAAAUGCACGUAUAAACUUGACCUUCAGGGUCAUUUAUCCAGAACCUGAUGGAGUUUGGAAGUGAAGAGGCACUUUGGGCAUUGUUGACUAUAAACUACGGGAGAUCGAGAGCCUCAGAUUCAAAAGAAGCCUUACGGGAAGGAGUUCUGAGAAAUGUCUGGUGGGGAAGAGAACUGAUGUCAUGAAGAUCUUUGACAAUCAGAAGUUACCUGUUAUGCAAGUUGUGCUAUUUUGUUUUCAGAAGUGGUGUGCUUUCAGGUGACACUAAAUCAUAGACUUUGUUUGCAAAAAAAAUGAUUAUACUUAAAAGAACAUGGAAGCUCUGAGAGGUAUUGACCAGAGCAGUCAGCAGCUCAGAACUGACUCUAGGUUGCCGUGCUGGAGUUUGCCUGGCGUACCUGUUGUUAGGAACCAGCAAGCUGGUAAUUGCUACCUUGAUGUUAGGCCAGGUACAGGUUAAUACUCAGUUAUGCCCCUAUGUUAAGGUAUCAAUGACCUACAAGACAGGCUGUUGAGCUCUUUAAUUCCCUGUGCUCUGAAACUGGGCAGAAUCAUUGUCCUUGUGUAUCAGCCAAAUUUAUUAGCAACUUCUUUAUCCAUACAGUUUUAGAAAUAGCUUAUUCUUCUAAAAUGAAUGAAUGUUAUUAGAAAACCUGCUUAAUAAUCUAAUAAUGUCUUUGCUUUCAUCCCAACUCCUACAGAAAUAUGUUUUUGGAAAUACGUUUGAAGUAUAUUUUCAGUUUGAUGCUAAUUCCUUCAAUUUGAAUCCAAGUUCUAGGCUCUGUGAUGCAUCUCCUGAGAAUGAGCAUUGAAGCAGUUGGCCAUUUCCUUUAAGGUUUAUUUUCUUCAGGUAACGGAUACUUUGUUUAUUACCCUGUAUGCAUGCCCACUUUUGGCAGUUCUUACAGGGCGUGUUUUUCCUUAACCAAGGAGCUCUGCAGACUUCUCCAGGUAUUCUGACAAGGCAACAUUUUAGCAUCUGUCAGCUCAGACAAGCUACCUCUGUUCACACUGUGUUACCUGUAGUCAUGCUGCUAGAGCGAAUAGGAGGUAGGGACUACUGGGAACCUUUAAAUCCCCAAACCUCAGCCUAGGGAAAUUGCAACUGGUUUGAAUUCAGUGAAGCCCUGAUGUGUAACUGAUGGCAGGACUGUGCUGAGGAAAAACAGUUCUUCGCUUACUUUCUCAGCUUUAAUUUAUAAUGUUAGCAAAUUGUGGUUUAGUUUAUUUGCUCUGAGCUGUGAGAAGACAAAGGUUUACCUCAAAAUAAAAGAACUUACGAGAGAA
Numida meleagris (helmeted guineafowl) is the source of this 2099-nucleotide messenger RNA. It is a transcript of the gene ALKBH3, whose product is annotated as alkB homolog 3, alpha-ketoglutaratedependent dioxygenase. Bases 16 to 876 code for a protein of 286 amino acids. Gene Ontology annotation, biological process: DNA repair; DNA alkylation repair. NCBI's taxonomy places the organism in Eukaryota, Metazoa, Chordata, Aves, Galliformes, Numididae. The transcript is spliced from 9 exons. Gene Ontology annotation, molecular function: dioxygenase activity. The record is from RefSeq and is a predicted model, not a curated record. Gene Ontology annotation, cellular component: nucleus.